Messenger RNA from Mucor velutinosus, 162 nucleotides. RefSeq names its product nuclease (gene NUC1). The record is from RefSeq and is a predicted model, not a curated record. Lineage: Eukaryota; Fungi; Mucoromycota; Mucoromycetes; Mucorales; Mucoraceae. The transcript has a single exon. Bases 1 to 162 code for a protein of 53 amino acids.
AUGGAAAAUAUGGUUCCUUCUCCUAUCGAACGCCCAGCUCCAUCGCGCGUUCGCUUCCCCACUCAGGAGGAAAUCUUGACAGCCCCAGACUCUAAAGAUUCCUCCCCUGAAGGCUAUUCUGAAGGCUAUUCUGAAGACCUUUCUGAAACCUCUGAUUACUGA